GGGACCCCUGCACCCAUGCCCACACCUUGGCCGGGUCCCCGGGGCCCGCGUGCACCCCCAGGCCUCACCCGAGGCUACCCGAACCCUGGGAGUGACCCACGCCGCGGGCCCCCUUCCCCAGCCCCUGCCCACCGCAGUCACCGGUACCCAGACCUGGUGCCCGGCCAGGCCCAGACCCUGCCGGGAAGGUCGUCCGCACUCAGGACAGAAGCUGGGCCUGCUGGGGUGGCCUGGGACCGGCCCAGGCCCUGGGCCCGAAGGGGUCACCCGAGCCCGGAGCGUGCACCGUGCAGACCCCAGCCGGGGUUUUGCCGUCGUGCGCUUGGACUCGCUCGGCCGCCCUCACGCGUUCCCCCCAUGGCAACUUCCCGAGUGGGUGGGAGGACAGCCUUGCGGUUUCCUGGAAACCCAUCCCCAGGUCCCCGGCGAUUGCCACCUCCUCCGCACUGCCCCGUUCCGGCCCCAUCCUCUCCACGCUCCUUAGAAACGGGCGUCCGGUUUCACAGGCGACGCCGGCCCUGGGUGGCACCUGCGCCGUCCGCGUGCCGCCCCCCCGGUGCCCGCGGUGCCCACGGUGCGGCGGGCAGGCCCCGUCCCCGCGGCGCCGGCUCCAGCCCAGCCCCUCGGUGCGUCUUGCAGGUGUUCUUUGACGGCGCCAACGUCCGGCAGGUGGAUGUGCCCACGCUGACCGGGGCCUUCGGCAUCCUGGCCUCCCACGUGCCCACGCUGCAGGUCCUGCGGCCCGGGCUGGUGGUGGUCCACGCCGAGGACGGCACCACAACCAAGUACUUCGUGAGCAGCGGCUCCGUCACCGUGAACGCCGACUCCUCCGUGCAGGUACUGGCCGAGGAAGCUGUCACACUGGACAUGCUGGACCUGGCGACAGCCCGGGCCAACCUGGAGAAGGCGCAGUCGGAACUGUCCGGGGCGGCGGACGAGGCGGCACGGGCCGAGAUCCAGAUCCGCAUCGAGGCCAAUGAAGCCCUGGUGAAGGCCCUGGAGUAGGCGGUGCAUGUCUGUGGCCCACAGGGAAACUGAGGCAGCUCCGGGCAGAUGAAAACUGCCCUUGGCUGCUGCUGACGUUGCCACCAGAGGGCAGCAGCGCUCCAGCUGCUGACUGAGUGUCCUGUGCCUGCCUAGGUCUUUCCCCAGCCGCCCGCAGCCUGGGAUCCCAGGCGCCCCCGGAGAGCGGGCGCAACUCCCCUCCGGGCCACCUGCACAGCCACCCUGCCCCGCCUGCCGCCAUUAAACACCGGGAACCAA
Peromyscus maniculatus bairdii (prairie deer mouse) is the source of this 1263-nucleotide messenger RNA. The record is from RefSeq and is a predicted model, not a curated record. Lineage: Eukaryota; Metazoa; Chordata; Mammalia; Rodentia; Cricetidae.